AUGGCCCAAAGGCGGACACAUCAGGGGAACGGCGGAGGCAGCGGGAAAGAUCUCGCUUCCUCCGCCACGGUGGCACCCGAUGCCGAUCCUUCUGCGCGGUCCGAUGGUGACGGUCGGGACACGGCCGAGGAGCAACAGUUGAAAGCGUUGGGCGACGGAAAGUCGCGCCAAUCCGCUGGUGACGUGAGCGUCGGCCAGAAUAGUGGCACAACCAAAGCGACCGUCCACAUCAAUGGAGUCGCUGUCGAUCACUUCCACCAAAACUCGGACGUGGACGAGGAGCGUCGGUCACUGUGCCAGAACAGUGACAUUCACGGUUUCAUCUCCUACUCUUCCGACAGCAGCAUGAUCGAACUGAACCUCAAGUUUCGCAAGUGCGCCUGUAACGAAAACAUCAUCAACAUCUCCAAAGAAAACCUCCAACAGAUGCAACGAAGCUGCUCGCCACCGCCAACGGAGGGCGAGGAUCGCCCGGGCGACUUGCCCAGCAGCCAGCCGCAGCUCGUAACCAGUGCCGCCGUUCCGGAGCGAAGUGUGUUCAGGAGAGAAGGUAAAAGCAAGAAACUGUUAGCAUUAAACAAAGACAACCUGAACAGCUUGGUGCGCAAGCUGAACGACACCGCGAAUAGCUCAUCCUCAUCGUGUACAAAGUGUAGACUAUCAUUAGACGUCAAUCAUAUUUUAACUCAGAUCGUAAGCAUUAAGACUACCGGUGGUGGCUCGUCACCGGGCGUGGCUGACGACAAGCGCGACGAUCAGGCUUCGCCUCGCGAUGAAUCGAUCGCACGGCGCGCCCCCAACCCCUUGACGAUCGAUGCUUCCGGUAUUGGGCUACGGGCGGACGACUCGUUGAUCGGUAGCUCAGCCUCGCCGUUACCCUCACCGAACUCGCCUAUCCCUUUGCUCGGACUUCCACCGCUCGAGCGGCGUCACAGCGAAACGGUGGAGCGACGCUCGAUCGGUGUGCAGCAUGCGGCAGGGAUGCGCCCACCGCGCAAAAGGGCUCCAAUGCUGCGUACGCACGGUCGCAGCAUGGCGCAGGCCGAGGAAAUCAUUAUCAUAUCGGAUGAGUUUCGCCGACAGUCCUUGCGUGACCAACAAUCCGUCCGUGUGCAGAAAAGCGUGAAAAAGAUCUCCAAAUCGAUGGAGUGUAUCGAUAAGCGCAAUCCACCGACACUGUCCCUGCGGCCGGUAGCGAUACGAAGCUUCCAGCUGCCCAACUCCACGCUCGACGGUGUCGACGGAGCGGACGAGAUGCUAACCAUCGUCGUCGACACCGUCGGCAGUGCGGCAAGCAGUGUGAAAUCAAUUUCGAAAUCCGUCGACAACGUGUCAGUUGGCUCCGGGAACAAUGUGGAACCGUUUGCUCAACCGAAAACUCCUGACCUGACCGCCGCCAGUGACAGUGUCGAGUUGAUCUUCAUUUCGGACGAAUUCGUUAAGCGCAAAUCGAAAUCCAGCUCGGAUGUGAUCAUCGUGGAAAGUGCUGGUGACCGUAAGCGCGAGAGUGCCAAGCGACGGAGACCGGUCAAGCAUCUGUCCGUGAGCGGGGUGGAGGGUACCGGCGACAGGCAGCGAAAGGUGAUUGGGGCCACCCAUCGUACCCAAAGUACCGAGGGUCGGAUCGUCAAGUCAGCCACCAUCCCGGUGGCCGCGUCUCCCGCUGCCAAAGCGAAAGAUACCCGCCGCAAAACGACCGUGUCGAACUCGAACAGUUUUCUCACCUACGAAGAGCCGUUUUCACCGGACACGCUCGAAAGCAAAGACAUUGGGCAGAUGUUUGCUGAGGCCGCGGCAGAAUAA
Messenger RNA from Anopheles cruzii, 1803 nucleotides. RefSeq lists its product as uncharacterized. The transcript is spliced from 2 exons. The record is from RefSeq and is a predicted model, not a curated record. Lineage: Eukaryota; Metazoa; Arthropoda; Insecta; Diptera; Culicidae. Bases 1 to 1803 code for a protein of 600 amino acids.